AUGCCGUGCAUGCAGUGCGCACCGACUCAUGGCGAGAGUUUACUGAUCCACACGAUCAUGCCACAUUGAGGAAAGGAGCUCUACCACAUACCAAAUCGUGUCGCACGUUAUUCUCCAGACUAUUUUCAUGAAACGGUGACUUUGUCUGCAAAUAUGAUUUCCCCGUGGGACCGACUGUACACGACAAGCUGCUGCCUCUGCUGUCAUGUUCGGACAGGCACCAUUAUCCUUGGGAUCUGGUACAUGCUCAUCAAUGCGGUGGUGAUGCUCAUCCUCCUCACGGCGCUCAGUGACCCCGAUCACUACCACCUCACCAGCGCUGAGAUCGCCAACGACCUUGACGUCAUGGAUGAUUCCCAUAUGUGCAUCGCCGCCGCAAUCUCCUUACUCAUGAUAAUGAUUGCUGGAAUGGCAACCUACGGGGCAUACAAGCAACAUGCAGCCUGGAUCAUCCCAUUCUUCUGCUACCAAGUCUUUGAUUUUGCACUGAACACCUUAGUAGCCAUUAGCAUUAUCGUCUAUCCCAACACCAUCCAGGAUUACCUCCAACAGCUGCCUGGCAACUUCCCCUACAAAGAGGAGAUUAUGGACAUGAAUGUGUGCCUCGUCUUCAUCGUCCUCCUCUUCAUUGGCUGCAUCUUGGCCUUCAAGGCUUACCUGAUCGCCUGUGUGUGGAACUGCUACAGAUACGUGACUGGACAGGGCACCACGGACGUCCUGGUUUAUGUCACUACCAAUGACACAACGGUGUUGCUGCCUCCCUAUGACGACUCCAUGAUGACAACUGUCCCACCCAAACACAACCCCCCUCCUUACGUGUCGGCCUGAGCAAAGGAACUCCUCUGCUGCAACCUGGACUUCACUGUAUCUUACGCUCCAUUCCAUUGUAUUCCACCCACUAGAGUUUGGGUUCAAGCCACUGAGUGAUCUUAUUCACCUUCCAAAACUUCAUCUCAGGCUGCUGUCUUCCCAGCCAUCUACAUCUAGCUUUACUUCAUACAUUUUUUUUCAGAGUUGCCUCCAACACAAAUGGCUUGAGAUCUAUUAUAAUUAUUAUCAUUACAGUUAUGAUUAUUAUUGCCAAUCACGCAAUUAAUUGCUAUCUGGCAACACAAAAAAAGUAUAAUGGCUCUGUCAUCAGCCAUCUCAUUACAUUUUUCUAUUUAUUUAUUUAUUUAUUUUUUUCAAAAAAAGAAUAAUGGCUCUGUCAACAGCCAUCUCUUUAAAGACAUCACAGCUACUUACCUCUGAACCCUCUGCAGAGCCUUUAGCCUCCCAUCUACACAUACUGUAUGUGUUCCUUCUCCAUAGAAAAGCUAUGCUGGUGUUAUUCAUGUUUAUGUGGGUGACUGUGGUAUUUAUGCAGGGUUUCACACCCUGAUGCUUGUGCUUUGUGUUGGAUGAGUGAAGUAUUGUAACCACAUUCAGCUGAAUAGGUGAGCUGAGCGUAGGUGCAUGUUUUAGUUGGUGUGUUUUUGUUUGUUGUUUGUUAGUAUUUUUUAUUCAAACUUUUGUACAAGUGUGAAGGGUGACACAAUUAGACGAGAUCCAAAGAGUCCUGUGAUCAGGAAGGAGAGGCAUUGAAUCAUUACCAUAUUCCUUCUGCUCUCUCUGUUUCUGAUUAGCAUGUCUACUGUUGUGAUAUUUAUUGGGAAGUCAUAUUUGAUUUGUUGUGUAAAUCAUGUAUGUUGCACUUUAGAAACAAUGCCUGGAAUCAUUGGGACACCUGAUGUUUGCGUUGUGUGAUAAUCCCAAAGAUUUGCACUUUUCCUGUUCUCUCAUAUGACUUAAUGUCUCUCAUACAGUACUUCCCUAUACCCCCGUAGCCACAUGAUAUUUGAUUAUUUUCUAUUGAUGAAAUUGGUGUGGUUAUUUUUAACUAAUACUUGUGUUAUCAUGGUAAAAUAUAGGUUAGCACAGACUGUACAUACAAUACAAAUUUAUGCUGGUGCUGUUUAUUUUUUUCUCCAAGAAAAUUAUAUAUUAAGAGCACCGUCCUCUUUAUUUGCUUUCAAAUGGACUUCCAGGAAUUUGGCGAAUGCAAAACCCAAUUCAGAGAUUUCCCUCAUUUGAAAUGAGCAGGUUGCAACAUUCUGUUACCACAGUAUUCGUGCAAAAAAGGAGAUACUAAGGGAACUUAUGCAUCAUUAACGGUUGCUUUUCAUCAAUUUUUUACCACAAUGUUUGAAAGGUCCCGUACUAAAUUCAACCACUUUUGGCUACAACAAUCACAACAAACCCUCACAAGAUACGGGUGGGACUGAUUACAUAACAUGCCCUGUAUCAUUAUUACAUAUUGGAAAGGAAGAAGCCUGGUCACCCUCUUAAGUGAGUCUGUGUGCUUCCCAUAUAGUUGUGACUUACUACCAGUAGUUAUGAUAUUAAUAUUGUAUUAAGUAUUCAUAAAUGGGACGACUCCCAACAGACUCUUAGUGAACACAUCCAGCUAUGGGCUUAUGAUGUCUAACCAAGUCUCUUGUCAUUGCAAAUGGUCACCAGUGCAUUUGUGUACAUGUGCAUUCAUAGAGUAUUUUUGAUAUUAUUAAUUAAAAUACAGGAUAACAUCAGUUAAUCAUGUGAUGAAUCUUUGAAAAGAAUAAUUCUGACAUAUGUAAACAAUAGCAACACAAUAAAUUAAAGUGUGAUGUGCUUUUCCAUAGUGUUACAAAGCAUUACAUUUUUCUACAAUUCACAAGAUAUGACAUAUAUGAUAUAUGUGCAUUAAUCUAACAAGUACCGACAUACACAACUUCGCUCCUAUAUCACACAUUUUUUCUAACCAUGGUGAAAGCCAGUUUGACAAAAGAAUUAAUUUGUAGCAAUAAAAUGACAAAAUAAAGAGAA
Sardina pilchardus (European sardine) is the source of this 2844-nucleotide messenger RNA. RefSeq names its product lysosomal-associated transmembrane protein 4B-like. The coding region runs from base 154 to 828 and encodes 224 amino acids. Lineage: Eukaryota; Metazoa; Chordata; Actinopteri; Clupeiformes; Clupeidae. The transcript has 7 exons. The record is from RefSeq and is a predicted model, not a curated record. Gene Ontology annotation, cellular component: lysosomal membrane.